Messenger RNA from Centropristis striata (black sea bass), 1034 nucleotides. RefSeq names its product E3 ubiquitin-protein ligase TRIM35-like. Lineage: Eukaryota; Metazoa; Chordata; Actinopteri; Perciformes; Serranidae. Bases 18 to 1034 code for a protein of 338 amino acids. Gene Ontology annotation, molecular function: zinc ion binding. The record is from RefSeq and is a predicted model, not a curated record. The transcript has 3 exons.
UUACACUCAGAGACUAAAUGGCGUCCAGAUUAAAGGAAGAACUCUGCUGUCCGGUCUGUCAGGACGUCUUUAAAGAUCCUGUCACUCUGUCGUGUUACCACAGCUUCUGUAAAGACUGUCUGCAGAGCUGGUGGAAGGACAAAGAAACCAAAGAGUGUCCGGUUUGUAAGAGAAAACAGUCAAAGGGUUUUCUUCCUAACUUUGCUUUAAAGAACCUGUGUGAGGCCUUCUUACAGGAGAGAGAUCAGAGAGCUUCAGAGCCUCUCUGCAGUCUGCACUCUGAGAAACUCAAACUGUUCUGUCUGGACCAUCAGCAGCCAGUGUGUCACAUCUGCAGAGACUCAGAAGAACACUCCGAGCACAGAUUCAGACCCAUCGAUGAAGCUGCACAACAACACAAGAAGGAACUUCAUGAAACUCUGGAGCCUGUAAGGUGGAAGUUAGAGGGUUUUAAAGAAGUUAAAGUGAAAUUUGAUCAAGCAGCUGAACACAUUCAGGUCCAGGCCCGAUGCACAGAGACGCAGAUUAAGGAGCAGGAGGAAGAGGAGCAGAAGAGUCAGAUGAUGAAGGAGAAGAUGGAGGCUCUGAGCAGAGAGCUCGCAGCUCUUUCAGACACAGUCAGAGCCACAGAGGACCAGCUGAGAGCUGAACACGUCUCAUUCCUGCACAACUACAAGGCUGCAGUGGAAAGAGUCCAGCAGUGCCCCCUGCUGGAGGAUCCACAGCUGCCCUCAGGAGCUCUGAUAGACCAGGCCAAACACCUGGGCAACCUGGCCUUCAACAUCUGGAACAAGAUGAAGGACAUGGUCUCCUACAGUCCUGUCAUUCUGGACCCAAACACUGCUCAUCCAGACCUCAUCCUGUCUGAAGAUCUGACCAGUGUGAGAGGAGGAGAGGACCAGCAGCUUCCUGAUAAUCCAGAGAGGUUUGUUAGUUCCUACUCUGUUCUGGGCUCUGAGGGCUUUAACUCAGGGACUCACAGCUGGGACGUCCAGGUUGGAGACAGUGAAGACUGGUCACUGGCAGCUUCAUGA